This is a messenger RNA of Pelobates cultripes (western spadefoot toad), 420 nucleotides long. The record is from the annotation of a GenBank genome assembly. Lineage: Eukaryota; Metazoa; Chordata; Amphibia; Anura; Pelobatidae.
AUGGCGGAGGGCCCAAUGGAAGAACGCACAGUCCGCCUUCAGGCCAGAGCUGAAGUGACGUCGUCACGCACGCAACGUGGCAUACGUGCACCGGAAGUUGAUGGCGGAACGCGGGGCGAGUACGGGACAGCAGCGCGAAGACAAGAGCGCCGGUCCCAGGCCUGGGCGCAUCAACCAGAGCAAGAGGUCAGGAGCAUCAGGUACAGACAGCGGUCCGGCUGUACAGGCGGCUGCGGGUCCCCAGCAUCUCCUUCCGAAGUGCCUAGUCUGGAUCGGAGGAGGAGAGGACUACAGUUCCAGUGGUGGUUCCUGAGACUGCUAAUGGUGAGUAUUGAGCCAGCGCGCAGGAAGCGUUGGCGAGUAGAAAGGGGUCAAGUGAGCAUCAGGGGUAUAGUUACAGGCCGGAGCAGGGGGAUGUGA